GGGCUCGGCGCAACCACGCGGGGAGCGCGCUCUCCCGCACGGCCGCGGUAUGCGCGCGCUGCUCGGCCUGUUCCUGGUAUUCGGCUGCUGCACCUUCGCGCUGUACCUGCUGUCCACGCGGCUGCCCUUGGGGCCGAGGCUGGCGGCGGCCGGGGAGCCCGAAGGCCGGUCCCUGUGGUUCCCCUCGGAUCUAGCAGAGCUGAGGGAGCUCUCCGAGGUCCUUCGAGAGUACCGGAAAGAGCACCAGGCCUACGUGUUCCUGCUCUUCUGCAGUGCCUACCUCUACAAGCAGGGCUUUGCCAUUCCUGGCUCCAGCUUCCUGAAUGUUCUGGCUGGUGCCUUGUUCGGGCCAUGGCUGGGACUUGUGCUGUGCUGUGUGCUGACAUCAGUGGGGGCCACGUGCUGCUACCUGCUUUCCAGUGCUUUCGGCAAACAGCUGGUCGUCUCCUACUUUCCCGAUAAAGUGUCUAUGCUGCAGAGGAAGGUGGAGGAGAACAGAAAUGGCCUGUUCUUUUUCCUGCUGUUUCUCAGACUCUUCCCCAUGACACCCAACUGGUUCUUGAACCUCUCGGCCCCGAUUCUGAACAUCCCCAUCGGGCAGUUUUUCUUCUCAGUGCUUAUCGGUUUGAUCCCCUACAACUUCAUCUGCGUGCAGACAGGCUCCAUCCUGUCCACCCUCACGUCUCUGGAUGCUCUCUUCUCCUGGGAGACUGUCCUGAAGCUGUUAGCCAUGGCCCUGGUUGCUUUGGUGCCUGGAACCCUCAUCAAAAAAUUCAGCCAGAAGCACUUGGCGCUGAGCGAAGCAAGCAACGCUCACCUUCUAGACCGCAGGAAGGACGCGUGACAUCGG
Acomys russatus (golden spiny mouse) is the source of this 850-nucleotide messenger RNA. RefSeq names its product transmembrane protein 41A (gene Tmem41a). Lineage: Eukaryota; Metazoa; Chordata; Mammalia; Rodentia; Muridae. The record is from RefSeq and is a predicted model, not a curated record. The transcript is spliced from 5 exons. The coding region runs from base 50 to 844 and encodes 264 amino acids.